This is a messenger RNA of Bursaphelenchus okinawaensis, 4245 nucleotides long. NCBI's taxonomy places the organism in Eukaryota, Metazoa, Nematoda, Chromadorea, Rhabditida, Aphelenchoididae. The record is from the annotation of a GenBank genome assembly.
AUGAUAGACGAGAGCUUUGUAAUCGCAAAAUACGAUUAUAAAGCUCAAGAAUCUCAUGAGUUGACAAUUAUACGAGGAGAAAAACUAAAACUAAUUGAUAAUUCACACAAUUGGUGGAAGGUAAGAAAAGUUACAUUUCACAUUUAUAUUUGGGACAUAUGUCGAAACUUAAAUGUAUGGCAUUCUGAAUAAUUCUAUCAUUUUUUUCAUCUAUAACACUUUUUAUUAUUUAUGAGUACUAAAAACUGUUAAAAAAGUCGAAGAACAUGUAAAAUAAAAUAGACGCAAAUAAAAAAAUUAAAUCAAAAUGCUUUUGUAAAUUCAAAGAUCAUAUAUUAUAUUAGCGAUGUAAACAUUAAAAAGCUACUUGUGCCGAUUUUUUUUCGAAAAUUUUUUUUCUGGGGCGGCCCAGAAGCGCCCGGCCCUGAUUGGGACUAUUAAUUUUUUUAACUUAACUCUUAAAUGUAUUUAUAGGUUCUCAAUUCGAGUGGAAACGACGGCUUUGUACCGUCAAAUUUUGUAAAACGUGAAAGUGUCUUAGAUAAGGUAGAGGGGAUUUUUAAGUCUUUUAAUGGACAGUCAUCUCUCCAAGCAGUAGAUACGGAAGAAGAUGUUGCACGUGUAAGUUGUUUUAUUAUUUAAAAACUUUUAUUUUUAAUUUAAUAGCAAGUGCAGUUGGCAGUGGUUGGGUUUUUGUUAUAAGCAACGUUAAACUUGGUUUGCGGAAAGCUUUUUCAGUGCUUGGCAACUGCGUAACCUAAAGGUUAAUCGAAAUGCUUAUUUUUUUACAAUUAAAAAUGUGUAGCUAUUUCCACGUAGUUUCUGCAACAAUAAAAUAUAAGUUAUAAAACCUUUUUCUUAAGCGAAAUAUUGGGGGAAAAUAACGCUCACUUACAAUGUAAGGCAGUAAUCGACAACGCUUUCUUAAUUCUCGUUUUUCUGUCUAAAAAUUGCAGCUUUCCAAAAAGUAACUUUUUUGUAACCAAAAAAAUAAUUUGAGUGGCAUUUUUCAAACCUUUGUUUAUCAAAAAUGGAAAAGCAUUGAUUAUAAUAACUAAACUUACUAACAUAAAAAAUAUAGUUUUUUCUUUUUUCGUUUUUUUCAAUACUAAAAAAAUAUAUCUAGCGAAAAAUUACGGGAAUUUAAUAAAAUUCAGAGAUAAUUCGAUGUGUUUGAAUUCUCGGGUGUAAUUCUCUGUCUUUUAAGCAUUCGAGCCGGCUUUUUUCUCGCAAAAACCGCUGAUAACAUGGAAACCUCCUUUAUUUUUAUUUUUACUUUCUCAUUGUUAUUUUCAAUGCAAAAUUUUUUAGAUAUUUUUCUUUGAUGAAAAAUUAUACAAUUACAAGUUAAAAUUUUGACUUCUUGAGUUUUUUUUGUAUAACCUGAAGUGUUUGAAACAAAAAAUGAAACAAAAUUUUUUAUUAUUUAAACUUAAGAAAAAGAUUAUUACGAGAUUUAAAUUCUUUUUGUGGUUUUCAGAAUUUUAACAUUUUUAAAAUAAGUAAUAAUUUUUAUUCAUUUAUAAGUUAAGCUUAAGCCUGUUUUUUGUUUCGAAGCAUUUGGCAUUACGUUACAAAAAGCGUUUUGACAUUUCGUACCAUUUUUUCAUUUUUUUAGAAAUUUUUUCAAGAAAACUUUUUCAAUGAUUUUUUACGUGUGUGGUAAAAAAUAAUUACAGUGAAAUAUGUUGAAAUUAUAUAUUUUUUAUUUUCUAAAUAGUUUUUAUCGUUUUUAUUGAAGGUAAAAAUGCGCAGUUGAAAAAUUAAACAUGAUAUUGUUCAUGUCUCUUUUGGUUUCACUUUAUAUGCCCGAAUAAUCAUUAAAAUUUUUAAUCUUUAUGCUGUUUCCGUUUUAGAAGCCGGUUUUUAUAAAUCAAAGACGCAAAUCAGGGCAGGUAUGUUUGUUUUGUAUUACGUUUGCUAUAGUGAAAAUACGUUGUACUUUCACAUUAUUGUCUUUAUUUAGGAAUUUACUGCUAUAUUAAGUAUUAAGACAAUUAAAAACUAGAAAAACUUGUAUAAUACGUCUUAUAUAAUAUUACGCUGUAAACACGUUUUUUUGAUUAUUUACUUUGGCAGAAUGUUUUACUUUGUGUUUAUCUUUUAAUAAUUUAUUUAUUUUAGAUGAAUGAAGUAUUGUCAUACGCUGUAGCUAAAUUCAACUAUGAUCCACAACGAGAAGACGAAUUAAAAAUUGGCAAAGGAGAUCAUCUGGUUGUUGUGGACAAAAGUUCGGACGGUUGGUGGAAAGGGAAGGCAAGUUUUAUUUUGUUUUUUUUUACUUUUUAGGUGUUUCACUACAUAAUUUUGUUACUUGAAGAAUUUGAUCAGUUUUUUUUAGUUAGCUCAAAACUCUAAAAAAACUUGGAGCGGAGUUUUUUUUUUAAUUUUACAAUUCUCAAAUCUUAUAAAGAAGCCUAAGCUGUAAACUUCAAAAACCGCAUUUUUGUUAUCAGUUUAACAAAGAAAGUGUUAAAAGGUUUCCCUAACGAGGCUAGCUAUACUAUAUUAUGGUAUAGCUUUAAAAAGUCUUGAUUGAGAAUUAGUAAAAAUUUACAAAAAGUAAAUGGUUUACACGCCGUGAGAUCCAAACCUGCGGCUGCAUCACCGAAGGAUAACUCUAUCCAUUCACGCUCUUUUUCUCGUUCGUUUCUCUUCAUCGCUGUUUUGGGAAACUUAUAGGAAAACAGUGCAAACUUUAAACUAUCAUACUCAUAAAUCGGUCAAAAAAAGUUUAGCAACUUUUGAAAACGGAUUUCGAAUCAAGACGUCCCCAGAAUUUUUCUGAGCUAUAUCAUAUGCGUUUUGACAAUUUCCCUGUAUGUUAAAAAUAUGACUUUAUUUAUUAUAUUUCUUUAUUUGAGGUUUUUUCAAAAAGAAUGGCCGAUUUUAACUUUAGGUUUUUUGCCAAAAUCUGUCAUUCUUUUUGGAACAACCUAAUAGUUUGUACAGAAGUUUAAGAGCAUAAAUAAAAGUUUGUUUAGAAAUGUUUUUAAAUUUAAAUUGCCGUUAUUUUUAUAUUUUAGUUGAAUGGGGAAGUUGGAUGGUUUCCUUCUAAUUAUGUAGAUGAAACUCAGGAUCCUCCAACGGCGGUUUACCCUGAGGUAAUUCAACCCGUACUUUCCGACGUUCCCAAUGGGUUCAAUCAACAGCUUAGUUAUGAAACGCAGCCAAAAUUUAAUACGGAUGUAUUUCAUUCGUCAGAAAGGAUUUUGGAGGUAAAUAAAAAGUAUUAUUAAUCUUUUGUUAAUUAACUUACAUUUUAUGAGGAUAUAUUGUAGGCAAAUUUUAAAUUUUUAUGUAAUGUAAAAAAUUAGUGGCUUAUAAGGAAUUUUUAAAUUUUCUUAUUUUUUAUUUAUUGUAGGUUACAUUAAAGGGUAUUAAAUUACCUGUACUAUUAUUUGGAUUCUAAUUAGGAAAAAACUUUAGAUUGUGGUGACUUUGUACAGUUUUGAAGCCCAAAACGCGGAGGAAUUGUCUUUCAAAAAAGGAGAGCGUUUAGACGUAGUAGAACAUCCAGCCCAUGAUCCGGAUUGGUACCGUGCAAGGAACGCCCGGGGGGAUGUCGGUUUGGUUCCUACAAAUUAUAUUGAGGUAUGUAGUUUUAUCUUUUUAAUUAUUUUAUAUUUUAUAAAUUUUCUGUAAAUGUGACGUUGUAGAUUGUUGAAAGGAAUCCAAAAAGCAGUGCGUUCGUAUCACCCCAUACAGCUUCAGCUCCAUCAACAAGUUCACGGCCUAACUACUCCAGUUCAUUGUCAGGGCCGUAUGCGUCGCAGCCAUGGUAUUAUGGUCCAUUAUCGCGCGAACAAAGCGAUAUUGAAUUAAAUUCGCGUGGCGUAGAAGGGGAUUUUUUGGUUCGAGACAGUGAAAGCAACGUAAGUCUCUGUUGUUCAGAUGUUUAUGUUUUAAUAUUUUUUUUAGUUUUACUAUUUUUUGUAGCAUUAUUCUAUCUAAGAAGCAUAUUGUUUUCUUUGCGCCUUUAAAAAAAACGGAUUUUUUAAGUUAAUUUUGUUUUAUGUAUAGUAUUUUGGUUUUCAGCCUGGUGACUACUCAAUAUCAGUGAAAGGAAACGGCCGCAACAAACACUUUUUAGUUCAAGUUACGUUGAAUCUUGGCCGCUUCAAGAUUGGUAAUCGUGAAUUCGCAUCGAUGCAAGCUCUUAUCCAACAUUAUAUGAAGUCACCGAUAUUUAGCAACGAGCAAACUGGUGAACGCCUUUACCUUGUCAAGCCAUUACCAAGAUAA